AUGACGCCAACGCUUCGCCGCCCCACCAAGAAGACGCCCGGCCGCCCCAAGGCCAGGAAGCCUCGGACGUGCCACCGUUGCCAUAAAACGUUGAGCACGUCGACGAAGCUGAAGAACCAUCUUCUUCGGAAGACUGGCAAGGUAUAUUCGAUUAAACGCGAGUUAGACAAGGCGGGUUGGUGGGGGGAAAUCGAGGGCUACGAGGACGAGGAGACGAAGGAGGGUGACGGCGACGAAACCAUGGGCGGUGGUGAUACUGUGAAGGUAUGGCAGACUGCGCCUGAUAAUUUGCGGCGUGCGAAAGGUUUGGCGCGCCUAGAUUGGACGCAAGUCAUUCAAUUGCGUUAG
Molecule: messenger RNA, 348 nt
Organism: Phytophthora nicotianae INRA-310
Lineage: Eukaryota; Oomycota; Peronosporomycetes; Peronosporales; Peronosporaceae
Exons: 2
Coding region: 1-348 (115 amino acids)
Source: RefSeq, a predicted model, not a curated record